AUGGUUAGCAUACAGAGGAUCGCGGAGCAAAACAAUCUAGUUUCCAAAAUCGAAUACUGGCGUUACUCACAACUGAAAGCCUCACGGAAAUUUUAUAUAUCAAGGCAACAGAGCCUUCUCAACCUAGAGGGCAAGAUAAACAAAACAUUUACUUGUCUCUCCAAUAAGACAUUGGAAGCGGCUGUUAAGGAAGUCCAGAAUCUCUCUGUCUCCUUAGUGAAGAUGCGGAAGGAGGGCGAAACACAGUUAGACGAGGAAUAUCGAAUCCUACGACAGGGCGUGAACUUCAUCCAGGAGAAGGCAGCUACUUGUGAAGGGCCGGUUGGCUCCAUUCUUUAUCUUUUCACAACGGCCAAAAAGACCAGGACAGAGGGUGUUCAUGCGUUGUUAGUUGCGCACCAGCACCUUACCCAGGUGGUGGAUUAUAUUCGUUCACUGAGAACAUUCAUAGGGGGAGAAAUCCAACGUCUUGAGCAGCCUCUUCAAGAUCUCGAGCUACCUAAGAUACCAAGACCUCAUAUUCACCAGCUCUACUUUCUAUGUGCUGAGAAGGAAGAUUGGGCAACAGAGUUUAAGUGUAUCGAGAACUCAACCGACUAUUACCUGGCUAUGCACAACCACCUACAAAACAUUCCCUAUUUCAAAGAUAACGGCCUUCCGGAGGGUAUAGUGGAAAAACAGUACAAAUACCUGGCUGCCAAUAUCCAGAGUAUAUCAGCAAAUACACCGAUACAGCCAGCCGGUCUAAAAGACGAACGUUUUUCCGCCAUACAAAAUCUCCUGAUAAUCCGUGCUGGGAUUGGGUGGUUCGCGGCUUUACCAAAGGUGACAGGACAUCUUCGGUUAAUGAUGAAGCCUGAUACUUUUCUGACAAUUCAACGAUCACUUCUAUAUAAAUAUGUUGAUACAGAGGUGAUCGGCGACCAUGUUGAUAAGCUCAUCCUACUUUUGGAGCCUCCUAAGGAAAGAGAGUGGUUAAAUAAGGAUCUGGGUAACGGCAGACCGGCUUGCGGGACGAAAAGGCUGAGCCCAUGCCCGGCGGGUGACGAGAGGCCUGCAAAGAAGUAA
Trichophyton rubrum CBS 118892 is the source of this 1068-nucleotide messenger RNA. RefSeq lists its product as uncharacterized. NCBI's taxonomy places the organism in Eukaryota, Fungi, Ascomycota, Eurotiomycetes, Onygenales, Arthrodermataceae. The record is from RefSeq and is a predicted model, not a curated record. The coding region runs from base 1 to 1068 and encodes 355 amino acids. The transcript has 3 exons.